AUGCCCUCGGUGGUCACUGGCGCGACUGGCGUCGUCGUGUUUGCGCCAGCCCAUCCUUGGUCUGGUCUGAUUCCAGAAGCUUGUCCUGCAGCUUAUCGGCCGACUGAGCCGGAGACGCAGUUCGAUUGGCACACUUUGCAACAUCGAGACAUGGGCGUAUGGGCCAUGCAAGCACGCGUCGAUCAGCAGACGAUCGAGCAACGCGAACGUGUUCCAACCGUCUUACUAAAGGACGUGUGCCAACAUCCGGCCCCUUCAAGCAUACCUCACCACGUCUCCAUCAAAUGGCGUUGCAGUGCGGUAAUCAGCCACGAAUGCGAGGGGGAGCGGUAA
Baudoinia panamericana UAMH 10762 is the source of this 333-nucleotide messenger RNA. RefSeq lists its product as uncharacterized. The coding region runs from base 1 to 333 and encodes 110 amino acids. The record is from RefSeq and is a predicted model, not a curated record. Lineage: Eukaryota; Fungi; Ascomycota; Dothideomycetes; Mycosphaerellales; Teratosphaeriaceae. The transcript has a single exon.